This is a messenger RNA of Rhincodon typus (whale shark), 1129 nucleotides long. Its product is annotated as docking protein 5-like. The transcript has 9 exons. Bases 209 to 1129 code for a protein of 306 amino acids. Gene Ontology annotation, biological process: cell surface receptor protein tyrosine kinase signaling pathway; positive regulation of MAPK cascade. Gene Ontology annotation, cellular component: cytoplasm. The record is from RefSeq and is a predicted model, not a curated record. Lineage: Eukaryota; Metazoa; Chordata; Chondrichthyes; Orectolobiformes; Rhincodontidae.
CCGCAGUUCUUUCGGUUUUUAUUCAGGGGUUCGGUUGAUGUCCAAAAUGAAAGAAGUGACGGGUGGAAUAAGCCUUGCUGCUAGCCCCUGGGCCGGGAGGUUUAAGCAGAUGCUGAGCUGUGGAUAAACUGAGAGCGGGAGAAACUGCAUUUGGAGCUGGAGUACAGUGCUGACAUAUUAUUCAGUUACUGAGCUGAGCAGAAAAGUCAUGGCUUCAAAUUUUAAUGACAUUGUCAAGCAGGGAUAUGUGAAGAUUCGUAGCAGACGCUUAGGGAUUUACCAGAGAUGCUGGCUUGUGUUGAAGAAGGCCUCCAGCAAAGGCCCAAAGCGACUGGAGAAGUUUUCAGAUGAACGAGCUGCAUAUUUCCGAUGCUAUCAUAAGGUUACAGACCUCAGCAGUAUAAAGAAUGUGACAAGACUACCAAAGGGCACUAAGAGGCAUGCUGUACUCAUCAUCUUCAGUGAUGAUACUUCAAAAACUUUUGCGUGUGAGUCAGAGCUUGAGGCUGAGGAAUGGUGCAAGCUCCUGCGCAUGGAGUGUUUGGGCAGCAGACUCAAUGACAUCACCCUCGGAGAACCUGAUUUGUUGACAGCUGGUGUUCAGAGAGAGCAAACAGAAAGGUUCAAUGUCUAUUUAAUGCCAUCUCCUAAUCUGGAUGUACAUGGAGAAUGCACAUUACAGAUAACAUAUGAGAAUAUCUGUCUUUGGGACAUCCACAAUCCCAGACUAAAGCUGGUUUCGUGGCCUCUCAGUGCGCUCAGACGAUAUGGGCGGGAUCCUACUUGGUUCACAUUUGAAGCUGGGAGAAUGUGUGAUACAGGUGAAGGACUAUUCACCUUCCAAACAAGAGAAGGUGAAGCAAUUUACCAGAAAGUGCAUUCUGCGGCACUGGCCAUAGCUGAACAACAUGAGCAGAUGCUACAGAGGGAGAAAAAUUCACGGCAUCAGAUCAAAGGGAAUGAAAGAACAGCCUCAUUGGGUACCAUAAUGCCUCUUCCUCGGAGUGCCUACUGGCAACACAUUGCAAGACAGCACAGUGUAAAUCAGCUCCAUAUCUUUGAAGAUGAUUCAUAUCCACUGAGGAUUCCUCGUGCAGAAACCAUCCCCAGUUACAGCUCACAGCACUGA